AGGCACCGGCCGUCCCGUGUGGCCAUUAACCCGGCUGGGGAGCGGGCUGCCCUGCGCUAUGUGAGACGGCCGGACCCAGGGCGCUGCUCUCCCUUCCCUCCGCUGCCCGGCACCCCCCGGCACACGGGGCCGCGGGGAUGAGGCUCCAGAGGCUGCUGUGCCUCGUCGUCCUCCUGCUGGCCAGCCUCCUGCACGCCGCCGGCCAGAGGCCAGCCAACCUGGCCCUGCGCAGGAAGCUCCACCGGCACGGCUGCUCCCACCGGCGGUGCAUGCCGCUCCACUCCCGGGUGCCCUUCCCCUGAGCCCCCCGGCCGAGCCCGGGCAAGCAAUUUCAUAAUGGGCUUUUCAGUGUUUUGAAGGUGGAAGCUGCAACAACUAAACCAAUAGAGAAGUUAGUUGUAAGUACAACUCAACAACAGCUGACCUGAUAACAGCCACAACAAUCCUGUUUUGGGGCAGUCCAUCUGAAAUGAACAUUUUCAACAGUCCUGUAUGUCACAUUCUGCAAGACCUGGAACAAAGGCCCAUGACUCACAUCCUAGAAGCAGGGGGAGGGAGAAAUGGUGGUGCUGGGAAGAUGUACAUGAAACUUACUUGGAUGCAACAUUUCAUACAAAUUCUUUGAGUCUCAUAAUGAUCGGUGGAAGUUAAAGACCAAAUCAGACUUCUGAUGCCUGAAAUGGAUUUCCCAUGAUGUUAAGAAGGCUCUGUCCAAGGGGGGAUUCGUCAUGGUCUGUACUGUUAAGACAGAGAGAAUUUGGACGUGCUGUUGACCAUGUCCAACUCAGGCGGUGCAUGCAAGGCAGUAUUUAGUGUGACGUCAGACUUAAGCAAAGAACUGUGAAAGUCCAUUUUUAGCUAAGAAUUUCAUAUAUUAACAAUAAAUAUAUGUUUGUUUUAACGCCUAACAUUUCAUCUUUAUGGAUUUAUCGUAAUAGUAAUGUAGUACAUACUACUGUAAUAGUAUCCAAGUCAGCACCAUGCUUCUGGUCCUACCAGCUUUAUGUAUAGCAAGCAAUACGCCAGUGAAGAGUUGAAGAUAUAAGAAAGUAAAGGGAGUAUUAUCCCUCAUUCUGUAGAUAGAGAAUGGAGGCACACUGAGAUAAGAGAUUAGCCAAGGGUCAUGCAAAACCUACUGCAAAACUGAUAACUCAGAUCUCCCACGUCAGGCCUUAAGGUCAAGCCCAUCCUUCUGUCUAAUGAGCUGUUACUGCAAAGCCUAUCAUUUGUUUUCUUAAAGUGGUUUGUCAGACCAGAAAGCUAAAACAGAUUUGAAAAUUCAGUUAAUGUAGAUCUAUUUGCUUCAUAGUAGCUUUCCUAAAAUACCCAUGACAGUAUUAUAAAUAGAGCAUAAAAAUAGACCAUUGAAAAAGAAACCUUUGUCUGGUCAACCCCAGUGUUCUGUAGUACGUUAUUCCUGUAAUUAAAAUGAAUGGAACCCUUGGAACAUAACACUACAAUGAAUGAGAACUUAAAGCAGAAAAACAGGCUGUUCUUUUCAGCAAGGGAGGUCAAGAAUACACUUAGCUUUUAUUUUUCUUUUUGUUUUUAAAAAUAAACUGUUGACAACUUUUUAUAUCAAUGGAAAUUGCAAAGUACAUAUAAAGCAAAA
Oxyura jamaicensis (ruddy duck) is the source of this 1612-nucleotide messenger RNA. RefSeq names its product apelin receptor early endogenous ligand (gene APELA). Lineage: Eukaryota; Metazoa; Chordata; Aves; Anseriformes; Anatidae. The record is from RefSeq and is a predicted model, not a curated record. Gene Ontology annotation, biological process: heart development; apelin receptor signaling pathway. The transcript is spliced from 3 exons. Bases 138 to 302 code for a protein of 54 amino acids. Gene Ontology annotation, molecular function: apelin receptor binding.